Molecule: messenger RNA, 1644 nt
Organism: Debaryomyces fabryi
Lineage: Eukaryota; Fungi; Ascomycota; Pichiomycetes; Serinales; Debaryomycetaceae
Exons: 1
Coding region: 1-1644 (547 amino acids)
Biological process (GO): reductive iron assimilation; cellular response to iron ion starvation
Cellular component (GO): high-affinity iron permease complex
Molecular function (GO): ferroxidase activity; copper ion binding
Source: RefSeq, a predicted model, not a curated record
AUGAAAUUAUUUGGUUUGAUAUUCAUUUUAUGUGUUUUGAAUUUGACAAACGCCGAAAUUCACACGUGGUACUUCAAGACUGGGUGGGUCAAAGCUAAUCCUGAUGGAGUUUAUGAACGUAAUGUGAUUGGUUUCAAUGAUACAUGGCCGUUGCCUACCUUGAGAGUUAGGAAGGGAGACAUGGUUAAUCUAUACUUGACAAAUGGUUUUGACGAUAGAAAUACGUCAAUUCACUUCCACGGGUUAUUCCAGAAUGGCAGUUCACAAAUGGACGGGGUCGAAAUGGUGACCCAAUGUCCUAUUCCACCGGGAGAAACGAUGUUGUAUAAUUUCACGGUUUCAGACCAAACGGGUACAUAUUGGUACCAUUCACAUACUUCGGGGCAACGCAUUGAUGGGAUGAGAGGAGCGUUUAUAAUUGAAGAUCACGAUUGUCGUUAUGAGUAUGACGAAGAAGUGGUAUUAACAUUGUCUGACUGGUAUCAUAAGAACACCACUGAAUUGUUGUCUAGUUAUUUGAACCCAUCCAAUUCCAUGGGAGCAGAACCAAUUCCUCAGAACCUUUUGUUUAAUGAUACUAGGAAUAACACCUGGCACGUAGAGCCAAACAAAACAUACCUUGUACGUAUCAUCAAUCUCGGUGGUUUUGUUUCGCAAUACCUUUACAUGGAAGAUCACGAGUUCGACGUAGUCGAAAUUGAUGGUGUUGGGGUUGAAAAGAACACAACUGAUAUGUUGUAUAUUACGGUUGGGCAACGUUACGGGGUUUUGAUUAAAACAAAAGAUAAUGCGGAUAAGAAUUUCGCAUUUAUGAGUAAAUUGGAUGAUAGCAUGUUAAUGGGUACAAUUCCGAAAGAUCUAGAGUUGAAUUCUACUAAUUACAUUAUCUAUGAUGACGAUAAAAUGAAACCCGAGCAAUAUAUUGUUAAUGAACUGAACUUUCUCAACGAUUUCUAUUUGAAGCCUUUAAGUAAAACAAAACUAUUUGAUUGUGUUGAUCAAACUAUUACGCUUGAUGUAACUAUGGGCCUUUUAAGUAAUGGGAUCAAUUAUGCUUUCUUCAAUAAUAUCACCUAUAUUCAACCGAAAGUUCCUACCUUAGUUACAGCAUUAUCUGCUGGUGAGCUCGCAUCUAAUAGUUUGGUGUACGGAACGAACACGAACACUUUCGUUUUGCGAAAAAACGAUGUUAUAGAUAUUGUGGUAAAUAAUUAUGACGAGAUGAGUCAUCCUUUCCAUUUGCAUGGUCACAACUUCCAAUUGGUUGCAAGAGACAAAAUACCUGCUGAUGAAAGUACGGUUCCAAAUGACCAUCCUGGGUUUCCAGAAUAUCCUAUGAUGAGAGAUACUGUUAAUGUUGAACCUAGUUCAUACAUCGUUAUUAGGUUUAUUGCAGAUAACCCAGGAGUUUGGUUUUUCCAUUGUCAUGUUGACUGGCAUUUGGAACAAGGUUUGGCCAUGACUUUUGUCGAGGCGCCAGAAGAAUUGCAGAAGAAUCCAUCUCAAGCAUUAACCGAGAACAACAAAGAUAUUUGUGAGAAAAGCAAUGUACCAACAAAGGGCAAUGCUGCAGCGAAUUUCAAUAACUAUUUAGACCUAAAAGGUCAGAACAUUCAAUUAGCGAAAAAAGCUCCAGAAAUGUGA